AUGCCGGGUAACCUUGGGAAUUUCGAAGUGAUAGAGCUGUCAAUGCUGAAAAAGCAUAUGUUUUUUCCUCUAUCUGGUUUGGGGAAUUUUACUGCCCAGACUCUAUUAUAUCCAUUUGUUUUGCUUCGUACGAGACUCCAACUUCAGGAAGGUGCUCAGGUUUAUCGUGGUCUUGUACAUGCAAUUUCUUCUGUUGUCAAGGAAGAGGGUUUUCGAGGAUUGUAUAGUGGCUACUUCGUUCGAUCAUUUCACAUAUUCUCAGGUACCAUUUACGUUUCCACAUAUGAAGUAGCCAGACAAGCAUGUACAGUCUUUCCAACACUAAGUCCUAUUCACCGAUCUUUUGUUGGUGGUGCAGUGGCUUCAUGUGUUGCUCAAGGUUUUUUUGUUCCUAUUGAUGUUGUGUCUCAACAUUUAAUGGUUGUGAAUUGUAAUCGUAUUCAUACAAAUGUGGUUUACAAAAAUUCGAAUCUAUCAUCUAACCCACACCGUUUUCGUCCAUUAACUCCGGUUCAUUUAACAGAAAAUGAAAUGAAUUCCAAUUGGGGUCGUCUUUGUGGCGUAAUUCGUUAUAUCAAACAAACUCACGGGCUAAAAGGUUUCUACAAAGGUUGUCUGGUAUCUAUGUGCACUUUCGUACCUAGUUCGGCAUUGUGGUGGUCUUUUUAUGAUAAAUUUUGUGGUCUAAUUCAUUUUAUUUCAAAGAAAAUGUGUAAGGAACAUGUUCAGGACUCGGUAUUGUUGCCAUCAAACGAUGAUUCUGCUCCAGUUCCUAGAUUAUUGAUUCAGUUGAUUUCGGCUCCUCUAGCUGGCAUUUCAUCAGCUAUCAUUGUUAAUCCUCUUGAUGUUGUUCGUGUACGAAUGCAGGUUUCGCAUAUACCAUUCAAACAAAGUGUUAUUCAUUUAUGGCAAUUUGAAGGAAUACGUUGGUUUUCCAAAGGUUUAUCCGCUCGUCUUAUUCAAACAACAUUUCAUUCAUUUUGGGUUGUUUUAGUUUAUGAACCUAUGAAAUUAUUUUGUUUAAAAGAUGAUUAUCGGAAUAAAUUUUCCAAUGUAUAG
Schistosoma rodhaini is the source of this 1059-nucleotide messenger RNA. NCBI's taxonomy places the organism in Eukaryota, Metazoa, Platyhelminthes, Trematoda, Strigeidida, Schistosomatidae. The record is from the annotation of a GenBank genome assembly.